Molecule: messenger RNA, 312 nt
Organism: Fraxinus pennsylvanica
Lineage: Eukaryota; Viridiplantae; Streptophyta; Magnoliopsida; Lamiales; Oleaceae
Source: the annotation of a GenBank genome assembly
AUGAAGAGAGGCGAAAGCUCUGGCGGUGGCCAGAGUUCCUUAGGCUACCUGUUUGGUUCUGAUGAUAAGAAAAAAGACAAUGCACCAUUGGCAUCACCUACUGCUUGUACACCUCCUUAUGGAAUCAAUAUCAUCGACGAAAAGCCACAAGAAAGUCCUCCUCCUAAAGAACAAAAAGGAGUCUCCAACAACUACAAAAGGGUCCAGGGUCAGAAUUCUGGAAAUUUCAUCACUGGUCGUCCAUCCACUAAAGUUAAGUCAGUACCUGGUGGAGAUUCGUCGCUCGGUUACCUGUUUGGAGACAAGUCAUGA